This is a messenger RNA of Gopherus evgoodei (Goodes thornscrub tortoise), 4906 nucleotides long. RefSeq names its product RB transcriptional corepressor 1 (gene RB1). The transcript has 27 exons. The record is from RefSeq and is a predicted model, not a curated record. The coding region runs from base 533 to 3064 and encodes 843 amino acids. Gene Ontology annotation, molecular function: RNA polymerase II transcription regulatory region sequence-specific DNA binding. Gene Ontology annotation, cellular component: nucleus; Rb-E2F complex; chromatin. Lineage: Eukaryota; Metazoa; Chordata; Testudines; Testudinidae. Gene Ontology annotation, biological process: cell morphogenesis involved in neuron differentiation; neuron projection development; cell differentiation.
GCCGGCGCCGCUGUCCGCCAAACGGACAGUGUCCUCCAGGUGGGAGGCUCCCUUAGCCUGGCUGGUGCUGCACGUGUCAGCUGUGGGCAGCUAAACACCCACCUCACCGGCGUGAAACGUAACGGCUGCAGACCUGGCUCUGACUGGAGACACGUGUAGUGUCGAGUGUCAAGCAAUUAAUGCUGGUGUAACCUUAAGUGUUGACUUGUUAACAGCUCAAAGAGUCGGGCAGUGCAAACCCAGAAUGUAAGGCUGGGGCCUACCUGGGUUCCUGAUCACUUCCAGCUUUUUGGCCCCCAUGCUUCCCAAGGACAGCUCCAGCCUGGAUAGUGUGAAAAACUGCCAUCUGUCUUAAUUCGCUACCAGUAGCGGUUACUGAUACAUAAGGCUUGAGUUUGGAGAAAUUGACUUUGUUGCACUUUGUGACACUUUACGAGUGUCAGACACUGUAAGAGCAAAUGCUUGGAAGACAUAUGAAAAAGUGUCAUCUGCUGAUGGAACUCUAGUGGGGUACAGUGAAAAGAAAAAGGACAUGUGGGGGAUCUGUAUCUUUAUUGCAGCAGUUGACUUGGAUGAGAUGACAUUCACUUUUACGGAGCUUCUGAAAAGUAUAGGUAUGAGGGUGUGCACAUGUUUUCAGUUGCUGAGAGAGAUGGAUGUUAACAUGGAUACCAUAAGCACUAAAGUUGAUAGUAAUGUAUCACGACUGAAUAAGAAGUAUGAUGUAUUAUCUGCACUAUAUCACAAAUUUGAAAGGACUUGUGCACUUAUCUACAUGAUACAAGCCAGCAGUCAGACUUCUGCUGAAUUGAGUUUGCCAUUAGUUCUGAAAACUUCCUGGAUCACUUUUUUGUUGGCGAAAGGAAAAGUAUUGCAGAUGGAAGAUGACCUGGUGAUCUCUUUCCAGUUACUGUUAUGUGUCCUUGAUUAUUUUAUCAAACUAUCACCACCUUCAUUGCUCAACGAGCCAUACAAAUCUCAUGUGAGUGCAAUGUCUGUUAAUGGCUCAACUCGAGCUCCAAGGCGAGGUCAGAGCAGGAGUACACGUACAUCAAAACAAACUGACACAGAUACAAAAGUUAUUGAAGUCCUUUGUAAAGAAUAUGGUUGUAACUUAGAUGAGGUCAAAAAUGUAUAUUUCACAAGCUUUAUUCCAUUCUUGAAUUCUGUUGGUAUUGUAACUUCAAAUGGACUUCCAGAGGUUGAGGAUCUCUCGAAACAAUAUGAAGAGCUUUACCUGAAAAAUAAAGAUAUAGAUGCACGAUUAUUUCUGGAUAAUGAUGAAACUUUACAGCGUAAUCACAUAGAAUGCUUGCAGUUGGAACGAACACCAAGGAAAAACAACCCAGAUGAGGAGCUUAAUCUUAUACUUCCACAGACUCCAGUUAGGGCUGCAAUGAAUACUAUCCAGCAGUUAAUGAUGAUUUUAAAUUCAGCAAGUGAUAAACCAUCAGAUAAUCUCCUCUCAUAUUUUAAUAACUGUACAGUGAACCCUAAAGAAGGUAUCCUGGCAAGAGUGGAAAAUCUUGGGAACAUCUUCAAAGAGAAAUUUGCUGAAGCAGUUGGACAGGGAUGUGCUGAAAUUGGCUCACAGAGAUAUAAGCUUGGUGUAAGGCUAUACUACAGAGUAAUGGAAUCCAUGUUAAAGUCGGAGGAAGAGCGCCUGUCAGUUCACAAUUUUAGCAAACUUCUGAACAAUAAUAUCUUCCACACAUCUCUUCUGGCCUGUGCUGUUGAGGUUGUCAUGGCUACAUACGGCAGGAAUGCUUCACAAAGUGAUGGCACCAGUACUGAAACAGAUUUGUCUUUUCCAUGGAUUCUCAAUGUACUUGAUUUAAAAGCCUUUGACUUCUACAAGGUGAUUGAAAGCUUUAUUAAAGCAGAACCAAGCUUGACAAGAGAGAUGAUAAAACAUCUAGAACGCUGUGAACAUCGAAUUAUGGAAUCCCUUGCAUGGCAAUCAGAUUCGUCCCUAUUUGAUCUUAUAAAGCAAUCCAAGGAACGAGAAGGCCAAGUUGAUCAACCUGAGCCCACCUGCACUUUUAACUUUCCUCUCCAGCAUAAUCACACUGCAGCAGAUCUGUAUCUUUCUCCUGUGAGAUCUCCUAAGAAGAAAGGCUCCACAGCUUCUUUAAACCCCACUCCUAUAAUAGAUGCUCAGCCUGUUUUGGCACCCCAAACUCAGAAACCACAGAAAUCUACCUCCCUUUCACUAUUUUACAAAAAAGUGUAUCGGCUGGCAUAUCUUCGAUUAAAUACCCUCUGCUUACGGCUUCUGUUUGACCACCCCGAACUAGAACACUUGAUCUGGACCCUUUUUCAGCACACAUUGCAAAAUGAAUAUGAACUUAUGAAAGACAGGCACUUAGACCAGAUCAUGAUGUGUUCCAUGUAUGGCAUAUGCAAAGUAAAGAAUGUAGAUCUUAGGUUUAAAAUCAUUGUUACAGCAUACAAGGAGCUAACCAAUACAAAUCAAGAGACUUUCAAACGAGUGCUGAUCAGGGAAGGACAAUACGACUCCAUUAUAGUCUUCUACAACUUAGUGUUUAUGCAGAAACUGAAAACUAACAUUUUGCAGUAUGCCUCCAAUAGGCCUCCCACCUUGUCACCCAUCCCCCACAUUCCUCGAAGUCCAUACAAGUUUUCUAAUUCUCCCUUACGUGUCCCUGCUGGAAAUAACAUCUACAUCUCACCCUUGAAGAGUCCAUACAAAUUCUCUGAAGGGAUGUUGUCACCCACAAAGAUGACUCCAAGAUCUAGAAUCCUGGUGUCAAUUGGUGAAUCAUUUGGGGUGAGCACUUCUGAGAAGUUUCAGAAAAUAAACCAAAUGGUUGGUAGCAGUGAUCAUCAGCUGAAACGCAGUGCUGAAGUAAGCACUGCCCCUAAACCGCUGAAGAGACUUCGCUUUGAUAUAGAAGGACAGGAUGAGGCAGAUGGAAGCAAACACCUACCUGGGGAGUCCAAAUUCCAGCAGAAGCUUGCAGAAAUGACGUCUACUCGAACAAGAAUGCAAAAGCAAAAACUAAAUGAUGGAACUGAUACAUCAGCCACUGAAGAAAAGUGAACAUCUUCUCAGGACCAUGCGGUGCCAUGCAUGCUUCUCUGCAUUUGUCUUUCUUUUUCAGCCACCAUGUUAAUUACUUUUUUAUGAUCAAUUGCUAGUUUAAAAUGUUUGGCUUUUUUUUUUUUACUUCAGUGUUUUUCAUUAUAUUAUGCCGUAUGAUGUAGCAUGUACACAGUGUAAGCCACUGAGUUUAUUAAUUUAUAUAUUUUUGAGGAUUUGGAAGAGUUUUUCAGUUUCCUAUUGCAACAUUGUUCAUUUAAUGCCAAUUCAUUCCACUUAUUUUGAACUUUUCUAUCAAAAAUAAAGUUAGAAAGAAUGAUUUGAAAUGCACUAAUUCUUUUGUUCAUUAGAUUUCAUUUUAAUGUUGGAAUUUUAUGCACUAUUUGCAUAUUUUGUGAAUUAGGGGCCAGAUACUGCAACGACUUCAGACUACAGAAUUACCAUGCUAAGGCCCAUUAACUUUACUAUACAUGCAGUCAUCACUGUUGCAGGAUUAGGCCUGGCCAUUGUAAGUAUAACAUGCAAACAAAGUGUAAAGUAAACUCACAUAGCCAUACUACUGAAACAAAUAACAGAUACCUCAGAUUCUUAACAUCUUCUAGUACUUUUUCCCCCUCACAGUUUGAGUGGACAGUUACACCGCUGGUCAUCUGUUACAAAACACUCAAAGUGCACUUUCUGAUAUUUCUGGAUCCUGAAAAAUAAGAAAAAUGCACAUGAAAUGCAAUCAUACUAUUAUCAAUCUGGAGUUUCUUACAAUGACCUCUGCAACUACUGAUUUGCUUGAAGUCAAUGAUUUAGCUUACUCAAUUUUGCCAAGAAAUGGGAACAGAACCCUACUUUUAGUAACUUAAACCUGUGUGCCUCAAGUUGGCCUCCUAAGAAUGCAUAGCCUGACUUCCAAAGUACACCCAAAUUCAUAUUUAGAUCAAGUUUAACAUGUGAAGCAUCCAGAUCUGAAAAUUUGGUCAAAGUCCUCCCUCUCUCCAUAAAAAGGCACAACUUUUAAGGCUACUUGAAUUAUUGCUAAACAAAUACAUUUUUAAAUUAGGUACUCAGUUGUGGAUGUUUUGCUAGUAUAAAGGUAUAAACAUUUUUUUACUUCUAGCAGUCUAAAAAGCAGCUCUAGCAGAGCUUUCUGAUGACUGCUGCCUUUAGAAUUAUCCAUUCAUUUUUAUGAAGAUUUAGUUUUGUGCAACUGCUUAAAUUAAAGUAGGUACAGUAGAAAAAAAGCACCUGGGUUUUAUUACACAGAAACAUGUUUUUUUAAAAAAAAUCUUGUGUGGGUAACUUAUUUAGAAAUCUCUUAGUUGAAAAUAGAAAACACUUUUGGUAGGGUCAUCUGGUUUUUUUAAAGAUCAGUUUUUGUCAGUCAAAAUCUAAUCAUAGAGCAAUUUUUAAAAACUGUACAACAGUAUAUUGAUUUGGAAAUAUUUUGAUGAACUUUGAAACAAAACAGUUACCUUAAGUUUUAAGUCUGAAUAUAGUUUCAACUUCCUGAAGGAUGUACAGAAGUGUUAGCAUCUUAGGUUUCUUUGCUUAUUAUUAUUAUUUUUUGCAGAGUUUACAGAUGAAAUAUACUACAAAUAAUGAGAUACACUGACUUUAAGCUCCACAGUUGCAGUUCGAAUAGUACCCAGAUAUUAACUUUGCUGCCUAGAGAACUGCAAGGAGUAGUACGCUGCAGAGUUCAGUACUUAGACAGGCUAUCCUUUCUCUACUGUGACAAUGUACUUUUUUUGUUCAGGUAGACUGAAGACUACAUUUAAAAGUGUAUGGUUGCAUAUUGUACAACUAAUGGAUUUCAUUCCUUUCAAGAUAAAUAAAACAGCUUUAAAAAGA